Acanthosepion pharaonis is the source of this 885-nucleotide messenger RNA. NCBI's taxonomy places the organism in Eukaryota, Metazoa, Mollusca, Cephalopoda, Sepiida, Sepiidae. The record is from the annotation of a GenBank genome assembly.
AUGUCGCUAUUUCGGAAACUUUUGGGGAGCAAUGAACCCCUUAAACCAGCCACACCACCCGGACACCAACCCAUGGGGGCCCAGUUGCAGCGAAAAUUUGCCAAAGGAGUUCAAUAUAACAUGAAAAUUGUUAUUCGUGGUGACCGAAAUGUUGGCAAAACAUGUUUGUUCUACAGACUUCAAGGCCAGAAAUUCCGAGAGGAGUAUAUCCCCACAGAAGAAAUUCAGUUCUUUCUUUCACUUACUCUUUCCUUCUUCCUUUCACUUACUCUUUCCUUCUUCCUUUCACUUACUCUUUCCUUCUUCCUUUCACUUACUCUUUCCCUCUUCCUUUCACUUACUCUUUCCUUCUUCCUUUCCCUCUUUCCUUCUUCCUUUCACCUCUUUCCUUCUUCCUUUCACUUACUCUUUCCUUCUUCCUUUUUCUUACUCUUUCCUUCUUCUUUUCUCUUUUCCUUCUUCCUUUCACUUACUCUUUCCUUCUUCCUUUCACUUACUCUUUCCCUCUUCCUUUCACUUACUCUUUCCCUCUUCCUUUCACUUACUCUUUCCUUCUUCCUUUCACUUACUCUUUCCUUCUUCCUUUCACUUACUCUUUCCUUCUUCCUUUCACUUACUCUUUCCUUCUUCCUUUCACUUACUCUUUCCUUCUUCCUUUCACUUACUCUUUCCUUCUUCUUUUCCUUUCCUUCUUCCUUUCACUUUUUUUCUUUCCUUCUUCCUUUCACUUACUCUUUCCUUCUUCCUUUCACUUACUCUUUCCUUCUUCCUUUCACUUACUCUUUCCUUCUUCCUUUCACUUACUCUUUCCUUCUUCCUUUCACUUACUCUUUCCUUCUUCCUUUCACUUACUCUUUCCUUUCACUUUUUUUGUUGAUGGAAUAG